Molecule: messenger RNA, 3126 nt
Organism: Micropterus salmoides (largemouth bass)
Lineage: Eukaryota; Metazoa; Chordata; Actinopteri; Centrarchiformes; Centrarchidae
Product: rho-related GTP-binding protein RhoU-like
Exons: 4
Coding region: 240-1088 (282 amino acids)
Biological process (GO): small GTPase-mediated signal transduction
Molecular function (GO): GTP binding; GTPase activity
Source: RefSeq, a predicted model, not a curated record
CAAUCAGGAGCUCCUGCUGAGCGGAGAAACCCGACGGCUGUGCCACUGAGCGCUUCAAAUCUCUGCCACGGCUCACAUGAAACACCUAGACUAAGAAUCAUUUGGCGUUUUAUGUUGCCUUUUAUAAACUAACAGCAACAGAGACCUGUUGUCAAAAAGAUGGAGCGCGCAGGGAGUCUCCAACCACUCUGAACCAUCAGACAAUUCAAACAAAUAUCUCCCUCUCCGAAGACAGAGCUAUGCUACCUCAGGAUGUCGGGAAGCAGAAGCCGCGCCGUGUGUCGGAACCGGUGUGCGGGGGAGACUGUCCCCCAGUCCCUACUCGGCGCUUAAAGAACCGGGACUUCCCUUUGAGCGUAAAGCGCCGGCGGUCCGGCUCCGCACCUGAGCGCAAGGUGAACUGCGUCCUGGUUGGAGACGGAGCGGUGGGCAAGACCAGCCUCAUUGUCAGCUACACCACCAACGGAUACCCGACAGAAUAUGUUCCAACAGCGUUUGACAACUUUACCGUGAUGGUUGUGGUUGACGGAAAACCAGUGAGACUGCAACUCUGUGACACGGCUGGACAGAAAUGGGGGCUGGUUGAUGGAUCAAUCAAUGAUGAGCUGGAUCGCAUUAGACCACUAUGCUACAAGAACGCAGAUGUUUUCCUCCUCUGCUACAGCGUGGUCCGCCCUUGCUCUUUCCGCAACCUGAUUGAAAGGUGGGUUCCCGAGAUCCGUCAGCACUGUCCCGGCGCACCCCUGGUCCUCGUUGGCACCCAGCUGGACCUGAGAGAAGAUGUCCACGUGCUGAUUCACCUGGCGCAGAACCAGCAGCAGCCGGUGGGCACUGAGGAGGGCCAGCUGCUCGCGCAAGAGCUCGGGGCGGUGAGCUUUGCAGAGUGCUCGGCGCUGACGCAGAAGAACCUUAAGGAUGCGUUUGAUUCAGCCAUCUUGGCCAGCAUCCAGCAAACAGACAGUUGUAGCAUCCAGCAGCAGAGGCUGACUCUGAGGAAGAAGACUCCUGAUAAGAUCAAGAGCCUCUCGAAGACCUGGUGGAAGAAGAUCAGCUGUCUGAUGGGAGAGCAGAGCUGUGACUUCAAGUGAACAGCUGCACGAUUACAAACCUGGGUCAGAUCAUGUUUGCAAAUACUUGGUAGAGUUUGUUUCAGCCUGCUGACCGAAGGUGCCAGAUGGGUGGGGAUUAUCACCACACAGGACAACACAACAAGUUCCAGAAAGAGCUCAGAAAUGUAGGUUUGUAACUCACAAGUUGCCAGUUGAAAUCCCCAGACUGUCAGGCAAAGUGUGGGUGGGGAAAUUUACACAUGAAGGUCAGUUUACUUGGAACGAGAACUUCUACACAGCCUUUGAAAACAUGGCGCUGGUAGAAGACGGAGAGAUGCUCAUUGGGUAACACGUUAACACAGCGUUUUUAGUGAGAAAUGGUUUUGAGUUGCAUUUUAGGAAGUGUAGCAUGUAGAGAUUUUAGAUUCAUUAUAGCCUAACUCCUACUAGGGGGUAAAAGUCAGGAUUUCUCGGCCUCUGCUGCUUCGAUAGUUAUUAGUCCCCCAACUUAACACAAGUAUGCAUUAUUGCAAUGCUCUAAACCAUCAACUGCUGAGAAACACUGUUUGAUGCUGUGGCUGUUCAGGUCUGCAGGUUCAGAUGAGUCUAGUACUGAAAAAGGUUAAGUGAUUCAUUUGAGUAUAAAAAGGCUCUAAGAUGAAAUCAAGGUGGUAACAUAUUCAAUAUACGAUUGCUUUAAAAGUACAGAAUAUGAUGCACUUUCGAUGUCUUCAGCCAAUCUUACAUGCUGUAUAUUUAUGAAACACCUCGCACAUGAAAUUAACUUUGAUCGCCUGAAACUGAUAUUUUUUCAUAACUGCUAAGCACGUCUUAGGCAACAAUAUUGCGAUAAGGAAACCUAAGAGGGGUUACUGACCCUAUCCACAUGCUUCUUUAUGAAGUUGUCCUGAUGUAGGUAACCCCACCCAUUGUAGGCUCAUAGGAGGUUAGAAACAAACCCCACAAAUAUUAUAAAACCCAGGUUUGAUUUGAUGCAAGGAGUGUAAUUGUCCAACAGGCUGGUGAAGAUCUGAACUUGUUUUUGACUCAAUGUGUGUUGUCACUUUACACCCCAACAUUACUAGUACUUGUGACUGUUUGUGUGUAGGUUAUUUAUUUAUUUAUUUAUUCAUGGUUAUUUUCAUUGCCAUCACUGAUCAUGGGAUGUGCUCAGAAGCCUUGAUUAAAGUUUAUAACAACUGUAUUCAAGAUCAUUUCAUUUAUCAAAAGGAGCAUUUGAUAUAGUUUCCGUAACUGAAGGAACUACCAUCAAUUUGUAAGGAAUAUUACAUGCAAACACUUGAGCAGCAUUCGCCUGCUUCUUCGGUGCACUUGUUCCACAACUUCUGCUCUUGCUCCUUCACCUGAAAAAAACAGGAUGUGUUAGCAGGUUAAUAGGGAUAAAGUGCCGUUGAUUGAUCAGCUCUCUGAUCCUCCUGACAACCUACUGACACAACCUAACCAGAUUUAGAUGGACUAGUAUGCAUAAAAAUGCAUCAUUACUUCAGAUUCAAUUUUGGAGUCCGGCAGUCAGAGGCAGAGCAAAUCCUGGGUGAUUUUUAUGUAAGCACAGUAUCAUAUUAGCUCAGCUAUCCUCUCUGAUUUAAAGUCAGCCUGGUGGAGGCUCCUCUGGUCCCAAGCUCUUCUAAUAGGAGCAGACAGGACCACCUGGACUGGAUUAGACCAGCAUAUGGAGCUUGAUUCUCUCCCCACAGACCUCAUACUGUGAAAAGGCCAGAGAGGCAGAUUGCAUCACCUCCAAAGGUUUAUCUAGAUCUGGCAACUUGUAAGUAAGAAACAUUUAUUUAUAGCACUUCAUGUACUGGGGUUUCAAAUGUCUUCACACAUACACACACACACACACAAAUUGAGGGGACACUGUGUUGACUUACAUUGAUUUCCUGGAAACUCACCCUAAGCAUAAACACUAUAUGCCUAAAACCAACCGCUUCCCUAACUUUAACCUUAAACCACGAUAAUAUUAAAUCAUUUUAAGCUGUUGGGAUUUGCAUUUCUUCAUACAACAUACAACAUACAAUUUGUAAGCAGUGUAUAAUAAAGAGGAUAAAUAAAACCA